Myotis brandtii (Brandt's bat) is the source of this 426-nucleotide messenger RNA. RefSeq names its product intercellular adhesion molecule 2-like. Gene Ontology annotation, cellular component: membrane. Gene Ontology annotation, biological process: cell-cell adhesion. NCBI's taxonomy places the organism in Eukaryota, Metazoa, Chordata, Mammalia, Chiroptera, Vespertilionidae. Gene Ontology annotation, molecular function: integrin binding. The transcript has 2 exons. The record is from RefSeq and is a predicted model, not a curated record. The annotation marks the transcript as partial.
GUGAGUAGCCUUCUCUCAUCAAACCUGCAUUUUUGUCUUAAAGAGCCACCGGAGCAGGUGAUCCUGGAGUUGCUGCCUGCGUGGGUGGCCUUGGACGAAGUCUUUACAGUGAAGUGCCAUGUGCCCAGGGUAGCACCCCUGGAGAACCUCACCCUGACCCUUCUCCAGGGCAACCAAGAACUACAUAGAAAGACCUUUAUGAGUUUGGCUGUGGCCUCCCAGAGAGCUGAGGUCACCAUCAUUGCCAAAGCACAAAGGGAGGACCACAGGUGCAAUUUCUCCUGCCAUGCAGAACUGGACCUGAGGUCCCAUGGUGGUGGGCUCUUUCACUCCAGCUCAGCCAGCAAGCUGCUCCAGAUUUUUGAAUUUUCUCAGCGUCCCCAAAUCUGGGUCUCCCCACUUAUGGAGGUUGAGACAGCAGAGACU